AUGACCUCUAAGAUCGCACAGAAUCUGAAGCAACCGGCUCUGGACUUUUUGUCCUUUGUCAAUGCUUCCCCAACCCCUUUCCACGCUGUCCAAUCUGCCAAAGACCUGCUGGUCAAAGCCGGAUUUCAAGAGAUCAAGGAAAAAGACUCCUGGGCCUCGACAUGCCGACCUGGUGGUAAGUAUUAUUUGACUCGCAAUAGCUCGACUAUUGUGGCUUUUGCAGUGGGCAAGAAAUGGAAGCCUGGCAAUGCCAUCUCCAUGAUUGGCGCACACACCGACUCGCCCGUCCUCAGAGUCAAGCCUGUGAGCAACAAGCGCGGCGAGGGAUUCAUCCAGGUGGGUGUUGAGACGUAUGGUGGAGGUAUCUGGCACACAUGGUUCGAUCGUGAUCUGGGAGUCGCUGGACGAGCUAUGGUUAAGACUGGUGAUGGAUCCAUUGUUCAGAAAUUGAUUAAAAUCGAUCGUCCAAUUCUUCGAAUCCCCACUUUGGCCAUCCAUCUCGAUCGCCAGGAGAAUUUCUCGUUCAACAAGGAAACCCAAUUGUUUCCCAUUGCCGGUCUCGUGGAAGCCGAGCUCAACCGUACGGGUGAAUCCAAGGAUUCUGCAGCUAAGGAAGAGGGCAAGGGAGAGUUCUCACCUCUGAAGGCGAUUACCGAGCGCCACCACCCCUACUUUGUCGAGUUGCUUGCCGCUGAGGCAGGCGUAAAGCCUGCGGACAUCCUCGACUUCGAAAUGAUCCUGUUCGAUACUCAGAAGUCUUGCUUGGGUGGUCUGCACGAGGAGUUCAUUUUCUCUCCUCGGUUGGACAACCUCAACAGCUCCUUCUGCGCCACUGUCGGGUUGAUUGACUCCGUUGCCGAUGCGUCGGCGUUGGACAACGAAACAUCAAUCCGUUUGAUUGCGCUCUUCGACCACGAGGAGAUUGGCAGCCGUACUGCCCAAGGCGCUGACUCGAACCUCCUUCCCGCCAUCAUCCAUCGUCUUUCCGUGCUCCCUUCGUCCUCGUCGGACAAGGACAACCUGUCCACAGCCUACGAGCAGACCCUGUCGAUAUCCUUCCUCGUGUCCGCCGAUAUGGCGCAUGCGGUGAACCCCAACUACACCGCAAAGUACGAGAAUGACCACAAGCCCGAGAUCAACAAGGGUCCUGUCAUCAAGAUCAACGCCAAUGCCCGCUAUGCGACCAACUCCCCCGGCAUCGUUCUCCUCCAGGAAGUCGCCCGCAAGGCAGCAGACAACGGCGCAGAUGGCGUCCCACUACAGCUCUUCGUCGUCCGCAACGAUUCCAGCUGUGGAAGCACCAUCGGACCAAUGCUUUCUGCUGCGCUGGGUGCCCGCACCUUGGACCUGGGUAACCCCCAAUUGAGCAUGCACAGCAUCCGGGAGACCGGCGGUACGUACGAUGUGGCACACUCGAUCCGCCUUUUCUCGAGCUUCUUCAAGCACUAUUCGAGCGUUUCGCAGCAGAUUCUUGUCGAUUAG
Molecule: messenger RNA, 1482 nt
Organism: Aspergillus clavatus NRRL 1
Lineage: Eukaryota; Fungi; Ascomycota; Eurotiomycetes; Eurotiales; Aspergillaceae
Product: M18 family aminopeptidase
Exons: 6
Coding region: 1-1482 (493 amino acids)
Biological process (GO): proteolysis
Cellular component (GO): fungal-type vacuole
Molecular function (GO): zinc ion binding; metalloaminopeptidase activity
Source: RefSeq, a predicted model, not a curated record